Spathaspora passalidarum NRRL Y-27907 is the source of this 1051-nucleotide messenger RNA. RefSeq lists its product as uncharacterized. The record is from RefSeq and is a predicted model, not a curated record. NCBI's taxonomy places the organism in Eukaryota, Fungi, Ascomycota, Pichiomycetes, Serinales, Debaryomycetaceae. The transcript has a single exon. The coding region runs from base 254 to 952 and encodes 232 amino acids.
CCCCAACCAACAGAAUUAGGUUUUUAUCAUGUACUAAAAACAAAUUACGGGGUGGGCGUUGGUUUAGUCAUUAAGGUUCGCGUAAAUAAAAUCAUGCAAUAUUAUUUUCAGGUUGUGAACCCUUAUUUAAACCUUGUUUUCAAGACAACUAAGUAAACCUGAAAGCUUUUUUCAUCUAUAUAUUACGAGAUAAGUGGCACCAGUUUGCCUGGCUUUAUUUUUAGCUGUACCAAACAGAAAACAUUCUUUAAUCAUGCUCAUUCGUACAUUCAUUUUAGUAUCAACUUUCAGCAUUCAUGUGUUUGCAUCCGUAUUUACGGUUAAGUUGUAUUCCCGGUCCGUUAAUCAGGAAUACAAUGGUCAGGGUGUGUCAAUCGAGGGGUCUUCUUUGGUUUUGGGAGAUGCCAAGGAAUUUCAAUACGAUAAUGAAUCCAAAUUCUUAUUCAUAGUUGAGCCAGGCAAGAAGGUGUAUUUUAGUUUAUCAGAUUCGAAGUUAGAGUUGAGUUCGAAAGAUAAGGUUGAAGUUGUGCUUGUGGAGGGCCAUAAUCGACUCGUUGAAUUUAAACAUUCAGAUGCACUUUAUGCAAUAAAAAGCGAAAGCGAAAGCAUAAUUUCCCUUGGGUAUUCUGAUGACGGUCCUAUUGAUGGCGGUAUUCCUAUACAGCUAGUAUAUCAAAAUGUCAAAAAUGUGGACAAAACUGCCACUGAGCAAUCAAUCACAGAAACAAAAUCUACCCAGAAGAUAGAUACAACACAGCAAGAACCAACCAGCACACAAAUGACUAAUUAUCCAGACAAGUCAGACAAAAUGUUAAGCGGAAGUACAAAGCUGAGGAGUUUCUUUGGCUCUGUUGGAAAGACAUUGGUAAUUAUUUAUUGUGACAUUGUGUUCGUAUAUCAAUUAUCAAUUAUCACUUUCUUUGCUGUCUUCUUUUUCUUUUGUUUGUUUUAAGUAUUGUGUUGUAUCUGUAUUAGAAUAGCAUAGAUAGAUCUUUUUUUUUAACCCUUGUCUGGUUUAAUACAUAAUGUAUUUGGACUUGAACUCUCUGGU